Messenger RNA from Parus major (Great Tit), 6737 nucleotides. It is a transcript of the gene EYA3, whose product is annotated as EYA transcriptional coactivator and phosphatase 3. Gene Ontology annotation, biological process: positive regulation of DNA repair; multicellular organism development; cell differentiation. The record is from RefSeq and is a predicted model, not a curated record. The transcript is spliced from 21 exons. The coding region runs from base 1807 to 3528 and encodes 573 amino acids. Gene Ontology annotation, molecular function: protein tyrosine phosphatase activity. Gene Ontology annotation, cellular component: nucleus. NCBI's taxonomy places the organism in Eukaryota, Metazoa, Chordata, Aves, Passeriformes, Paridae.
GGCGGGCGGGGAGCGCGGGCGCCGCUGCCAUGUCCGCUGCGGGCCCCGGGCCCGGCUCCGGAGCCGCCUCUCGGAACUUGGGAGUGGUUUUUGUCCCUAUACCAUGACCAGUGGCACUCAGUGGUUGGUUAUAUAUUGAGGAAGCUGCCUCCAGAGCCUCAGUGAAGGUGAUGUUGCAAGGGCUCGGAUCUCCUCCUGAUGCCUUACCCAACAUGGUGUUUAGGAGAGUGCUGUGACACAGCAGGGCACAGCAGCCUCUUCAGGAUCUUGAGAGUCACCAGCUGGAACAUCAUGUGAAGUGUGUGGCAGCUCUAAACCUUGGUUGAUGGCUCCUACUUCUAUACAGAAUGGACUAUUUUUCCAUUUCUUGGAUUUUACAAGUCAGCCCCAUACUAGUGUCUUUUCUGUGACACCUUUUUUUUCCCUGUUACUUUUUGAGAGAGCUUAAGACAUUCUUCCUUAAAUAUUACUGACUUAAGAUGAUCAGGGUAGAAAAAUGAAUAUUCAGGAAAAGGUGAUUAUUAAUUAUUCAGAACAGAAAAUAAUAUAGCAGCUGUUUUCAAAACUACAUGGAGGUGUUUUGAGUAGAAAAAAACAGUGAUACUUGUUUUCUGUACUUCAGAUUUCCUCAUGCUGGCCUUUUGGCAAAGGCAUAGUUGUUCUUAUCUACCUAUUGGGGAAAGCAACACUGUUGGUUCAGGACUUUGAAGUUCAUGCAAGUCUGGUCCUAUUUACAGAACAUAUCUGGUGCUUUGUUCUCCACCUCUAUAAUAGCUCUUGAAAUUUCAGAAGCUGUUGCCUUGAUUAUUCUGUGUACUUUAAAUCCUCAUUUUGUGUCCAUCCAGAACUUUUGGGGUAUAGGAAGGAGAGCUGGCCUUUCUAGAAGAUGUGAUUCAGAGUUAACAGAGGCACUUCUAUUCUUCAUUAGCUUGGCUGGUAUUCUGAGGAGCUACAAAGACUCAUGAGAUUUAAUUCUUCUUAUUCUACUUUAUUUUGUUCCCCUUCUAUCCAGUAAUACCUCACAUGUCAGGUGUCCUGCUCUGUUGAUGUCUCUGGAUUUUGGCAGACUAAGCCUAAGUCAGAGAUGACAGCCCUUAGGGUAAGGUCUUGAUACUGACAGAUUUUAAAGCUAAAAUUUAGCAGAAAGUGCUGUGGGCUGUUCUUUCACAAAGGUUAGCUGGUACACAUGGUGAGCAAGAAGACAAAAAUUCCCUGGGCUGUUCAGCUCGAAGAUGUGUGUCAGCCCCUGGUUCUGUGCAAACUUCAGUCCUGUUCCUCACUCUUCCAGUGCCACAGGAGCUGCCAGGCCCCAGGAGCUGGGGAAGUGAGUCGUGCUCUGCUCCUCACCUGUCCAGUCGUCAAAUAAAACUGGUUGUAGCUUAGCAGAGUGUUGGGUUAGAUGUGCUUUGAUUGCCACUGCAGGAGUUUGUAUCAUGUGACAGCUCUGGUGUCAGCUGAAAUGAAAGUGCACAAUCUUAUCACUGCCACAGGUCAGCUAAUUAGAGAUCUGUUAGUAAAGCAAUGACCAGGUCAUUAAUCUGCCCACAUUCUUCUUGUGCUCUUUCUGUAGUCAUCAGGCAGUCCAGGACAUACAGCACUGGUCUUACUGGGAUUUGUUUGUUAUCCAGUUGGGGAUUGAUUCUCAAGGUCUGAAGAAAAUAUAUUUAUAGCAAUGAGGAUAUCUCCAUGAUCUUCAUUUCAUCCUGGAAGCCACACUUCAGCAGUUCUGGUGAAGUCCUCACAGGGCUUGAAGGCUGCUGAGGAACACACGAUUUGAAUCAUUUAAGCAUUAAAAUAGUAAUACCCAUGGAAGAGCCACAAGACUUACCUGAACAACCAGUGAAAAAAGCCAAGAUGCAGGAAUCCAGAGAACAGAACCUGAGUCAUGUGAGCAACACAGAAGUCAGUGAUCAGAAAACUGAAUCUUCAAACCUUGGUUCAAACCUUCCCAUGUCCAGUGAGAUUAUGACAUGCACUGAUUAUAUCCCAAGGUCAUCAAAUGAUUAUACCUCACAAAUGUAUUCUGCAAAGCCAUAUGCACAUAUCCUUUCUGUACCAGUAUCGGAAACAAUGAGCCCUUACCCUGCUCAGCCUCAGUACCAAGCACUACAGCAGUCCCAGCCCUACACCAUCUACCCCCAGACCACCCAGACCUACGGACUACCUCCUUUCGGUGCACUGUGGCCAGGUAUGAAACCUGAAAGUGGUUUAAUUCAGACUCCAUCUACAAGUCAGCACAGUGUUCUUACCUGCACUACAGGGUUAACCACAAGCCAGCCCAGCCCAGCACAUUAUUCUUAUUCCAUUGAAGCAUCAACUACCAAUGCCAGUCCAGUCUCUACAUCCUCAACUGUUGUCAAUAUUUCCACAUCAGCAGUAGCCAGCAUCUCACAGGAAUAUCCUACGUACACGAUCCUCGGGCAGAGUCAGUACCAGAGCUGUUACCCGAGCUCAGGCUUUGGAGUGGUGCCACCAGCAGACAGCAACACGGAGAGUUUGGCAUUAGCCACCACCACAUACCCAGAGGAGAAACCAAAUGCUCUGGUGCUGGCACGGGCGGUGCAGAGACCUUCCUCCGGAGAUGCAUCCACAAGUCCUUUGCUACCAAGAGCAACAGCUAGUAAAGAGUUAGAUGAGCAAGCAAGAAAAAACAUCCCUGGAAAGAACAGAGGGAAGAGGAAAGCAGAUACCUCCUCCUCACAGGACAGUGAACUGGAGCGGGUGUUUCUCUGGGACCUGGAUGAGACCAUCAUCAUCUUUCAUUCUCUUCUCACAGGGUCUUAUGCUCAAAAAUAUGGCAAGGAUCCAACUCUAGUGAUUGGCUCAGGACUGUCCAUGGAGGAGAUGAUUUUUGAAGUUGCUGAUACUCACUUGUUUUUCAAUGACUUGGAGGAGUGUGACCAGGUACACAUAGAAGAUGUGGCAUCUGAUGACAAUGGCCAAGAUCUAAGCAACUACAACUUCUCCACGGAUGGGUUCAGUGGCUCGGGAAGCAAUGCAAACCACAGCUCCUCGGUGGGUGUGCAAGGAGUGGACUGGAUGAGGAAAUUGGCCUUCCGCUACCGCAGGGUACGCGAGAUCUACAACAAAUACAAAACUAACGUUGGAGGCCUGCUUAGCCCACAGAAGAGGGAAGCUCUGCAGCGACUGAGGACCGACAUAGAAGUUCUGACAGAUUCCUGGCUGGAAACUGCAUUAAAAUCCCUGCUGCUCAUCCAGUCCAGAAAAAACUGUGAGAACAUCCUGAUCACAACCACCCAACUGAUGCCAGCUCUUGCCAAAGUUCUUCUGUAUGGAUUGGGAGAGGUGUUUCCCAUUGAAAAUAUUUAUAGUGCUACAAAAAUAGGUAAAGAGAGCUGCUUUGAGAGGAUCGUGUCACGGUUUGGAAAGAAGGUCACUUACGUGGUGAUUGGAGAUGGGCGUGAUGAGGAGGUCGCAGCCAAGCAGCACAACAUGCCCUUCUGGAGGAUCACGAAUCACGCUGACCUCGUGUCCCUUCACCAAGCCCUUGAGUUAGACUUCCUGUAAGAAGCUGGAGCAAAGAUGUGACUGCAGCUCCCACAGGCCCUCUCCAUCACUGGGGGGCAGAAAUCUCACAUGUCUGGGGAGUCACUUUUCAGCUUGAUGAAGAAAACAUACCUAAUGCAAACUGUACAGUGGAGUAUGAUAGCAGGUCGUUCCUUGGGAGCACGGGCCCUGCCAAGUCCAGAGAUGUCCUGUAAAGAAGCCCUAGACUCAGCAGAGCUAGAGCUUGUCUGCAGAAGGGACUUACAGAGCCAGCUGAAUGCCUCUGGCAGGUGUCUCCAGAGGGAGGGGCCAUAAAACAGCAGAUUUAUUUGUAAGAGCCUUCUCCUUUCUAUUCAGCUUAGUUGUAGAACCCAAGUAAACACAAAACUUUAUUUUUAUAGGAAAAUGCUGAUGGCAGAGCUUAAACCUCCCUUGUUUUGCAAAGCCGAAGAGCUAUGGUUUUUUUCAUAGGAAAUAUUAAUGAAAAUGUCAAAAAUACCUCUGUUGCUGUAAAAUGUGUCCUCUCUCCUUCCCUGGGUGUUCAAAACAAGUUAUUUAUUACAAUCUCCUUAUGUUAUUUCCUCAGUGUGGGAUUACUGGAAGAUAAAAAGGUAAGGGAAUGCUUCUGGGAUAUGUGGUUCCUUGUAGAGGCAAGUAUUGGUGUUCCAAGUUGAUCCCAGUGGCUUCUACUCAAUGUGUGCACAAGCCCUUUUAGCCAGCAGGAGAUCACUGGAUUCCAGCCUUGGUCUGGACUGUACAUCUCACAGAUUUUCCCUGCAAAGAAAAAUGAAACCGCCUGUACAGCAGACUGGUGCAGACUGCUCAGAUGUGAACAGAGUCCUCACCUGGAGUAGGAAUAACCUAAUUCCUAAAUCCUCAAGAAUGUUGCAGAAUAGGCUCUGGCUACAGUAUAACCUUCACCUCUGUGUUCCUGACCCUAUUUGUGAGUUCCUUUUAGUAAAAUCAGAUUAAAUUUUCUUACAUUCUUUGCAUUAGCUUAACUACAUAGUGAAAAACAAACGCUUUGUUAAGAGGGACUUAAGACACUGUGACUUGGCAACAUGGAGCACUUGGGAGGGAUGGUGAUGAUGAUUUUUCUGCUACUGUGUCAGAAUAGAGGCUGGAGUCAGUGACCUGCAGCUGCCCUGGUCAGGAACAGCCAGCUAGGGACUGGGGCUGGCACAGGGGCUGGUUUUGUGCCAACUCAGGCUGUGUUUGGUGGUCUCCCCAGGUACCCUGAUGGCACCAGAUCAGGUGCCCUGAGGACAGGUGUGUGCUGUGCCCCAGAACCUGCUGCUGCUGCUCCUGCAGAGCCAGACCUGUGGCUGCAUCCAGACCCCACCAGAUCAUGGUCAUCAGCCAUCGGGAGACUGGGCUGAAAGUCUGUCAUUGCAGGGAGGACCCAUUUGCUGUGCCCAUACAGGCAGGAAAGGGAUGUGUUUGCUGCAUUCCUUUCAUGGCAUUCAUUACUGAGGGUUAAUUUCCAUCAAGGAGCUGUUGGGCCAGCUUGGCACAGGCUCUGCUGUGCCCUGGGAGCAGCUGUUCCUGAGCCAGCUCCAGUGACCAUGGGGCAGAAGGUGCCUAGAGCCAGGGGUUUGGACACCUCGUGUGCAGGGACUGGACCUGGGAGGUCUGUUUCACAUGGUACCAGCCCCAGUUUCUCUUUGGGUUUUUGUUUUUUUUUUUUAAGAUUAAUUAAAUAAGAAUUCUCUUUCUCCAUGGUGGUCACUGGAGUCAGGAGUGAUCUGCUUUUCCAUUCAGCUCCUUGCCAGGUGUUAGCCUUGUGCUCUGAUCCCAGGUGGAUGCUGGGUCUGUGUCUCCCCAGGAGCUCUGCAGCAGGAACAUGCUGUCCAUGUAGGAGCUGCUGCCUGCCAACAGCUGAACUGCUCAUCCCAUGAGGAGAAUCUGAGGAGUCUGCUGUGGGUGUCACUGGGCAGCUCAGCAGAGGGAAAGGUGUUUGGCUGCCCUGGGGGCUGCUGGCCCAGCAGAGUCUGGGGGGGAAACAGGCUGGGCUGGGAGUGCUCAGCAGUGGAUCUGGAAAGGGGAGCAGGACCCAGGGAUGUUCUCUGUCUACACCAAAGGUGUUCACACCUGCUCCAAGGCAGCUGAGGCAGCUCCAGCUCCCUUACUGCUGAGUCCAUAGAGUCCACUUCCUCUGGGGUCCCUGUGAAGUGCCAGAGAUGCAGUGAGGAGCAACCUCAUUGCUCCCAGGGUUGGAAAUGUCACCAGAGGAUCAGGGCUCAGUUGUAGUCACAGAAGAAUCUGUGCUGAUGUUGAACAUCCCUCAGCCCAUCCAAAGGUCUCCUGUAAGCAGGUUUGGGAGCUGUCCCACCUGUGCAGCAGCCUGUCAGGAGCAUGUCUCGUACUCCAGCUGGCUGAAUUUUGGGAUUAAAACCUGUGCCUUAACCUCCCACCACCGGCACGGCCGAGCAGCCCGAGUGCUUCACUCCCAUCAGGAGCAGCUGACCAGAGCCGUGCUGGAGAGGGGCUGGGUUUGCCCAGGCACUGGCAGCAGGUGCUGGACCUGCUGGCCUGAGCUGCCUGGCAGCUGGCUGUGCUUUGUGUUUGUUUACUUCAAAUGUUUUAAGGAAAUUUUAAGAUGUUGGUAAAAUUUUAGCUGAGUGUGGAACUCGCAGCCACUGACAUUUCAUACUGGUAUUUAUAUGAUGUUUCCUUGAAUGUAUGUAAAGUACUUUUAUAACAGGAGGUUGAUGGUACAUUUCUGUGUUUGUUAAUAAAGGGGUGACCUGGCUAUUUUAUUUUUUCCUCUACUGGCUGAAUUUAAGCCUUUUCCUGUCUCAAGGCAAGAAUAUCAUCUCUAUCCAAGCAUUGAUUUUCUCCUGUGUCUGUCACCAGUUCAGCUACAGUCAGGUCAGGGAUAAUGGGAGAGCAAACCUGAACACCUGAAGGACAGUCAGCCUGCAGGCCCAGAGCACCUGAGCUCACCUGGGUGCUGCUGGCUUCCCCUUCGGCUUCAACACAGCCACAGAGGCUUUAAAAACCACCUGAUUCACUAAUACUUGUUGCCUUCAACAGCCCUUGGGGAGAUGUGUGUGCUGGCACUGGUGGGAAGCAGUAGGACCCUUGGAGGCCACAGCACCUCUUCUGCUGUGCUACAAGGGACGAGGAGUCCCAGGUGCUGCUGGCUGUGGGGCCUCUGCCUGUUCAUGGUCUGUAAUGGGAACUGUCCUGUGAACUGGAAAAAAAUAAUAAAGUCUUUAUUUUCUAUA